AUGAAACUAAACACAGAUCGACCUUCAAACCCUAAUUUCCUCAACUUCAAAAUUAAAGCGACUAAUUGGGACAAGCAAGUUUUCACCUUUUUAAUCAGUUACUAUAAAACCUUCCUCAAAUUCAAAUUGGUUGGAUUCUCCUUUACCCAUUCACUCAUUUUAGGGUUUCAGGUUGAAGGGUUUGAAGACUUUUUCAAGAUGUUGGCGAGUCAUCCUGAGAAAACAAUAUCGUUCAAUCGAUCGAUUCGUUAUGGCGAUCUGGUUAUUGUUUACGAGAGGCAUGACAUUAUGAAGGCUGUAACAGUGUCUGAGGGUUCGGUUUUGCAGAAUCGUUUUGGUGUUUUUAAACAUUCAGAUUGGAUUGGAAAGCCUUUUGGGGGUAAAGUAUUCAGUAAGGGUGGUUUUGUUUACUUGUUGGCUCCGACACCAGAAUUAUGGACUUUGGUGUUGAGUCACCGGACUCAAAUUCUCUAUAUUGCGGAUAUUAGUUUGGUUGUCAUGAACUUGGAGAUUGUUCCGGGUUGCUUGGUUCUUGAAUGUGGAACUGGAAGUGGGUCUUUAACUACUUCACUUGCGAGAGCAGUUGCACCUAGAGGACAUGUCUAUACGUUUGAUUUUCAUGAACAAAGGGCUGCGUUGGCUAGGGAUGAUUUUGAGAGAACGGGUAUAAGUAGCUUAGUCAGUGUGGGAGUUAGGGACAUUCAGGGUAAGGGAUUUCCUGAUGAAUUUAUUGGCAAGGCCGACUCUGUAUUUUUGGAUCUACCUCAACCUUGGUUGGCCAUUCCUUCAGCUGCAAAAAUGCUUAAACCAGAUUGCACACUGUGCUCAUUCUCUCCGUGUGUUGAACAAGUACAACGAUCGUGUGAUGCACUUCAGUCCUGCUUCACAGGUAUAAGGACAUUUGAGAUACUCUUACGCCAAUAUGAAGUUCGAGAAGAGAAAAGGGAAAGCUUUCAUGGAGAUGACAAUGGUUCUAAUGGUUCUCUUUCUCGCAAGAGGAGACAGUGUUCAGAUGGAAACUAUGCUCUCAGCAAUUCUACUUCUUCUGUCAUGGCUAGACCUUGUGGUGAAGCUCGAGGUCACACGGGCUAUUUGACAUUUGCAAGACUUAAAUGCUUUUUAUGA
This is a messenger RNA of Lathyrus sativus (Indian pea), 1125 nucleotides long. NCBI's taxonomy places the organism in Eukaryota, Viridiplantae, Streptophyta, Magnoliopsida, Fabales, Fabaceae. The record is from the annotation of a GenBank genome assembly.